UUCUGAUACCCCAAGCCAGUUAUGUCUGCUUCAGCAGCAGAGCCGGAAAGGGGGCAGUGUCGAGAUGGAGCUCUGGGCCAAAUCGAAGACAUUGAAAAGCUACCACAGGAUUCUCCUUCGGCUGAAAGAAAGGAGCCAACAUCGAUAUUUAGGGGCCUGGGUAUUCUAGACAGAUAUUUGGCCCUAUGGAUCUUUCUAGCGAUGACAAUCGGGAUAAUACUCGGAAAUUUUGUUAAUAACAUAGGACGUUCUUUACAGAAGGGUGCCCUUGUGGGGGUUUCGCUACCAAUUGCCAUCGGAUUGCUCGUCAUGAUGUACCCAAUUCUGUGUAAAGUGCGCUUCGAGUCUUUGCAUCAAGUGUUCAGAACUCGUGAGAUAUGGAUUCAAAUGGCUUUUAGCAUAUUCAUAAACUGGAUAAUUGCUCCAUUCCUGAUGCUGGCGCUUGCGUGGGCGUUUCUACCAGAUAAACCGGAAUUGCGAGAGGGGUUGAUUCUGGUUGGUCUAGCAAGGUGCAUUGCCAUGGUUCUCAUUUGGACGGGCCUUGCAGGAGGGGACAAUGAAUAUUGUGCGAUAUUAGUCGCUAUCAACUCGUUACUGCAGAUGGUACUUUUUGCUCCCCUUGCGCUAUUAUUUAUCAAAAUAAUUAGCCAUUCAGAGGGCACAAUCCUGCUGUCCUAUUCAGUCGUCGCAAAGAGCGUUGCUGUGUUCUUAGGAAUACCUCUUGGUGCUGCCAUAGUCACCCGAUUUACACUGCGGAACGCUGCGGGGCCUGUCUGGUACGACAAUACAUUCAUCAAGUGGCUUAGUCCUUGGUCCUUGAUUGGGCUGCUGUUCAUCAUUCUGGCACUUUUCGCGUCCCAGGGAAAGCAGGUUGUUGAUCAAAUUGUAUCCGUGGUUCGAGUUGCUGCACCUCUUCUGGUAUAUUUCAUCAUUGUUUUCUUCAGCACGUUAUACAUCACUUAUCGGCUGGGCUUUGGAUACCAAUUGUCAACCACACAGAGUUUUACCGCGGCGAGUAAUAACUUUGAACUUGCUAUCGCGGUUGCGAUCGCGACGUUUGGUGCUGAUAGUAGCCAAGCGCUGGCAUCCACUGUUGGUCCGUUAAUAGAAGUCCCUGUGCUGCUAGGUCUGGUCUAUUUUGCGCGAUUUGUCGCCAAAAGGGUAAGUUGGAAACCCUAG
Trichophyton rubrum CBS 118892 is the source of this 1179-nucleotide messenger RNA. RefSeq names its product arsenical-resistance protein. Gene Ontology annotation, biological process: antimonite transmembrane transport; arsenite transport. The transcript is spliced from 4 exons. The record is from RefSeq and is a predicted model, not a curated record. Gene Ontology annotation, molecular function: arsenite transmembrane transporter activity; antiporter activity; antimonite transmembrane transporter activity. Lineage: Eukaryota; Fungi; Ascomycota; Eurotiomycetes; Onygenales; Arthrodermataceae. Bases 22 to 1179 code for a protein of 385 amino acids. Gene Ontology annotation, cellular component: plasma membrane.